Pieris napi is the source of this 6796-nucleotide messenger RNA. RefSeq names its product UDP-glucose:glycoprotein glucosyltransferase (gene Uggt). Gene Ontology annotation, cellular component: endoplasmic reticulum. NCBI's taxonomy places the organism in Eukaryota, Metazoa, Arthropoda, Insecta, Lepidoptera, Pieridae. Bases 291 to 4979 code for a protein of 1562 amino acids. Gene Ontology annotation, molecular function: UDP-glucose:glycoprotein glucosyltransferase activity. The record is from RefSeq and is a predicted model, not a curated record. The transcript has 28 exons.
UUUCGUUGCCGCAUACAUUUCAAGCCAAGUUUCAUUAGGCUUCAACAAAAUUAUUGUGCGAUAUAACUGAAUUCGUAUUUUAAUCUCAUAAGAUAAAGAUAGUCAUAAUACCUUUUAAAUAUGGCACGUUGAUUUGUCCUAUACUGUUUUAGUAAAGAGUUUCUGUAUUUAAAUACUUCAAUAAAAACAAUGUAUUUUUCACCAGUUUAGAGAACAUAGUUUUUUUGGCUGCAAGAGUCUUCAGUUUGUUCAAAUAAUUACAAAUAAUUAGCUUACGUACGUUGGAAGCAAUGAAGGCUGUGGGGUUUAGCGCGUUACUGUUUUUAAUUUUAACACACGCUUUUGACUCAAUUGCAUCCAGCGCCGACACUAAGAGAGAAGAAAAGAAAUCAAAAGGAGUGACAACAUUCGUCAGUGCAAAAUGGGAAGCAACUCCAAUAGUUUUGGAAUUAGCAGAAUAUUUAUCUGGAGAGAGUGGCGAUAUAUUCUGGUCAUUUGUGGAUGGCAUCAAUUCAUUGAAAUCUAGUCUGUCUAGUCUUAAUACAGACAAAGAAGUAUAUGAUACAUGCAUUGGUAUAGCAAGUUCAUUAUUAGCCCCAGCCCAGUUACGUAUGGCUAAACUUGCACUUUCUAUGCACUUAAAUUCACCCACUGUACGGAUGUUUGAUGAAAUCGCUACUCAAAAUGGAGCUAAACAAGUAAACUGUGAUGUUUUUGUUUCAAUUGCAUCACAAAAUAUUUGUGAUAAUGAUAUUCUGAGGGAUGUUCUUAAAUCAACAAGCCAGUAUGAUGCAGAUGAACACAGACUUGAAACAUAUCUGUUAGACCAUACUUAUCCAAGUAGCGACAACAAAUCCCUUACUGCUAUUUUGUAUGGAGAGCUGGGCAUGCCUGAAUUUACAGUUAAGCAUAAGAUAUUGACAACAUAUGCUGAUAAAGGGUUAAUCAACUAUGUUGUCAGAUGGAAUGUUAAGCCAAGAGGUAACCCUAAGCUACGUCUAUCGGGAUAUGGAGUUGAGUUACAGUUAAAAAGUACGGAAUAUAAAAGCCAAGAUGAUGCAACUCCAAAAGAGUCUGACACAGAUACUCCGGUGCCAUCUGAGGAAGAAGAUGAAAAUGAUCCCCAAAAUCAAAUAGAUGGUUUCAACUUUGGUCGAUUGAAGAAUCUAUUCCCCGCUCUUAGAACUCCAUUGGAAAGGUUUAGGAGACAUUUAUCAGAAAUGAGUGAAGAGCUAGAACCGUUGAAGGUUUGGCAGAUGCAAGGUCUCAGUAUGCAAGCUGCUGCUGCUGUCAAAGAUGCCCACGAUGCUGGAGGCGAUGAGGCUUUGAGAGUUCUUACCUCCAUCGCUCAGAAUUUUCCUAUGCAGACAAAGUCUUUAAUACACGUGAAUGUACCCCGGUCCCUUCGAGAUGAGGUUCUAUAUAAUCAAGAUAUUUGGGCAUCUUCUCUCGGUCUCCGAGCUGCCGAGCCCUUGCUAUUAGUCUCCGGAGCCCAAUAUGAUGCUGAAGAGGUUGACAUCAUGGCUCUGUUGAACUCGCUGAAAGAAGAUAUUGGACCCAUGAACACUUUACAUGCAAUUGGUCUAUCAAAAAAACUUAUCAACAAGCUCAUGUCGUUGGAGCUUGGCGAAUCAUUUACAUGGGAGGAAUAUGGGCUGGACAUCAGAGAUACAGCGAUCACGUGGUUAAAUGAUCUAGAAACAGAUGAGAGGUAUAGAAGAUGGCCGGCUUCUUUCAUGGAGCUAUUGAGACCAACUUACCCUGGCAUGCUGAGAAAUCUAAGAAGGAAUAUAUAUAAUUAUGUGAUAAUAAUAGAUCCAACAUCACCAGCCUCAUUACCCCCACUGAAAUUGGGUGAGACGUUGCUCAAGCAUUCGACGCCGGUUCGUGUGGGCGUGGUACUGGCCCCAAAUAACACCCCAUUGGGAAUUGCUAUACGCAGCGCUUUUAAUUAUGUAGCACAAGACAGGAAUUCCAAUAAGGAAGCAUUCUUUUUCUUGACUCAGCUUUUAAGCUCAUCAGAAGAGGAAGAGCUUAACUUCGAUCUCCUUAAACGUCUUCUGAAGAAAUUCACAAACUCUGGUGCAAAUGUGGAUGAGAUCAUUUCUGAAGAUUCUGAAUAUAAUUUUGGACAUCAGCUGGCUGAGGAGUUUGUUGGGAAACUUGGUGCUGAUAAAUAUCCCCAGGUCUUAGUAAAUGGUGUACCAUUAUGGGACGAAGGUCCCAUAUCUUUAUCAGCAUCAGUUGACAGUUUGGAGGAGGCGCUAGUGACGUCUCUGUCUCGGCAUACGGGACGAUUGCAAAGGGCGGUAUUUCGAGGUGAUCUGUCAGAUUCGGAUGAUGCCACAGACUAUAUUAUGAAGCAACCGCAUAUUAUGCCCAGACUAAACCGUCGCAUUUUGGCCACGGAUCCAUCUCAAUAUUUAGACUUGUCUGGAGUACCCUCAUCGCCCGAAUUGUUUACUGAAGACAAAAUACACAAGUUGAUGCAUUUGACAGGUAGAGACGCACUAGCUACCGCCCUACCACUACUCAAGUAUUUCGUCAAGUCAGCAAAGAUGGAAAAAAUAACUCAAACCAUUUGGGUCAUUGGUGAUUUGAAUGAUAAAAGGACGCGAGACUUUUUGAAGAAUGCAUUGAACUUUAUGAGAGAAUCUGGUGGAGUCCGAGUUGCCUUCAUACCAAAUGUCGAUGGAGAAUCCAAAGUUGAUCAAUCGUUGAAUAAAGUUGUCAUAGCGGCGUUAACAACACUCGAACCGGCGAAAGCAACAAAAUAUGUUGCCCAGUUGCUUGAUGAUGAAGGAUGCCAUGAGAGACAGGACUGCGAUAUACUGCCCGAGCUAGUGAGCGCGUUAAACAAGCACGCGUGGGUGCUGAAAGCUGCACGUAUACUUUGCGUACGCGGUAUGAAGCUACGUGCGAGUGAACGUGCACUGGUGUACAAUGCGAGGUAUAUUGGACCGUUGGCUGAAAAUGAAACCUUUUCGUCGGACGAUUUUGUGCUAUUGGAGAGAUACAGCAAUCAAGUGUACGGCGAAAAGUUAGCUGAAGUUUUCAAAAAGAAGAGAACGUUAACAAAUAUCGAAGAUGAUGAUGAUGAUGAAACAAUAUCGGAUAUAGAUACGGAAAAAUAUUUCAAAGUUAUAUCGAUAUUGGCGUCGCGUAGUCCACGAACAAGAACACCUUUGCCCACCGGUCUGAAGACUGAACAUUCACUGGUUGAACUUCCACCUUUAUACUCUGAUGAGGCAGCCAUAGAGAUUGUAGCUGUGGCAGAUCCAGCAUCGACCGCAGCUCAAAGAUUGGCCCCAUUGCUCCUUGUCUUGCGACGUGUUAUAAACUGUCGUAUAAAGUUGUUCCUUAAUCCUCAAGAUAAGAACUCUGACAUGCCCCUAAAAAGUUUCUACCGAUACGUUUUGGAAGCGGAACUACAAUUCACACCUUCGGGAUCCCUCACUGGUGGGGCAAUAGCUCGUUUCAACCGCUUGCCCCAUGCCCCAUUAUUGUCUAUGGAGAUGCGGACGCCGCCCAAUUGGCUUGUCGAAUGUGUCAAGUCUGUGUACGACCUUGACAAUAUACGUCUAGCGGAUGUCGAAUCUCUGGUUCACAGCGAAUUUGAACUGGAGUACCUUCUACUAGAAGGCCAUGCGUGGGACACGGCCCUGGGUACACCACCAAGAGGCCUCCAACUUAUCCUCGGAUCCAGAGACAAUCCAGAAAUAAUGGAUACUAUCGUGAUGGCAAAUCUUGGGUACUUCCAACUAAAGGCGAACCCUGGAGCGUGGAUUCUUAGACUUAGACCUGGCCGCUCUGAAGAGAUUUACGAAAUUGUUGGACACGAAAACACGGACACGCCCUUGGGUAGCUCCGAUAUACAGGUGUUGAUGAGUUCGUUGCGCAGUCACGUGAUCAAGCUGCGCGUGAGCAAGAAGCCUGAGAAGCAGCAUCUCGAUCUUCUAGCUGAGAAUGAUGAGAAAAAUACUGGUGGAAUAUGGAAUUCUAUUGCGAGCUCAUUCGUGGGUGGCGAGGAACCGGAAGGCCAAGAUGAAACGAUCAAUGUGUUUUCGGUAGCGUCAGGACAUUUAUAUGAACGGUUUUUGAGGAUUAUGAUGCUGUCCGUACUUAAGAAUACGAAGUCGCCAGUUAAGUUCUGGUUUUUGAAGAACUACCUCAGUCCGUCACUCAAGGACAUUUUACCCUACAUGGCAGAAGAGUACGGUUUCUCGUACGAAUUGGUUCAGUACGUUUGGCCUCGUUGGCUACAAAGGCAAAGAGACAGGCAAAGAACGAUAUGGGGAUACAAAAUACUCUUUUUAGAUGUGCUCUUCCCUCUGCAUGUUAAGAAAAUCAUUUUUGUUGAUGCUGACCAGAUUGUACGCGCUGAUCUCAAAGAGCUAGUCGAUUUAGACUUAGGCGGUGCUCCUUACGGGUACACACCAUUCUGUGACAGUAGACGGGAAAUGGAAGGAUUCAGGUUCUGGAAACAGGGCUACUGGCGUAACCAUCUUCAAGGUAGAAGUUACCACAUCAGUGCCCUAUACGUGGUGGAUCUGAAGCGAUUCAGACGUAUUGCUGCUGGCGACAGACUACGUGGACAGUACCAGGCUUUGAGCCAGGAUCCUAACAGUCUCUCCAAUUUGGAUCAAGACCUGCCGAACAAUAUGAUCCACCAGGUAGCGAUUAAGUCUUUGCCCCAGGAAUGGCUCUGGUGCGAAACGUGGUGUGACAAUAAAUCUAAAACAUAUGCGAAAACGAUUGAUCUUUGCAACAACCCAUUGACGAAGGAGGCUAAAUUAUCCGCCGCGAUGCGUAUCGUACCCGAAUGGAAGGAAUACGACGCUGAAGUGAAGGGCCUGCAGGCGCGGGUACGUCGCGGCCUUUAUCAGAGGAAUGACUCUGAUCAGGAAAUCGAACACAGCGUAGAAGAUACACCCAUUACGGAAAAGAAUUCUGGUGAACACGAACACACAGAAUUAUGAUGAAUCACUGGUAUAUUUGUUAUUUUUUUGGUUAUUUGUGACAAAGGACUGUAUAGUUUUAGUCAAUUUUGUAAGUUUUGCCAUAGAGAUAGAUGUGAAUCAUCAAAGAGAAUAGAAUAUGUCAAGAGUUUCAUGUUAUACAUUUUGACGUAAACAAUUUGGAAAUAUAUUUUGCGUGCUCUUCAACAAUCGUAUAUUUUAAUUAACAUAAACGAACCAGGGACUUCAUUUUAGAAGUAAGGAACUAACUAUUAUUAAAACUCAGUGUUUUUCUCACUUUUGUUAUACCUGAAUUUAUUUUUUUAUGGAAAUCAUACCCGUGACACAAUCUCAAAAUAUGAUAACAAAAUUUAUAGAUUUUGAAGUGAUUUUACCGUCUGGAAGGAAUUUUCAAAUUUAUCAGCGCAUAUGGUCCAUUAAUCGAUGUAGUGAUCAGAUUUCCAAGUUGUAACUAUUUAUAUAAAAACUUUUUUAGCGUUGCUAGAUGUGUUGAAAUAAAUUUAAAAAAUAAACAAGAAAAUUUACAAGUUUAAACAAUUUUCAAAUAUACAAUUUUAAUACUAGAACUAAUUAUGUUAAUUGAAAAGGUAAUUUAUUCUUUUUAAUAUUACAUGUUAACGCUUUCUUAUAGUUGUUUAAUCUUCAGUAGUAAUUUGAGAGCCCAAAUUGUCAAAACAGAUGUCAAUUGAUGACAUUAAAAAUAUGGUUGCGUCAUAUUACUGUCAAAAACAACGAUUCCGUCAUCCAGAUACACCAAAUUCUUUUAGCAAUAGUAGUAGUGAUAUUAAAUAUGGAAGUUGCAAUCCAAACGAAUAACAAUUUCUAUUAAUUAUUCGAUUUAUCAUUCACCUAGAUUUUCAAUUCAGAACUUUAGACUAACAAUAUGGUGCGACAGAACCGACUAUUUGAUGGCGUAUUUAACCGGUUUUCAAAGGUGUACUAUUUACCACCGGUGAUUGUCAUAAAGAUCGAAAUAAGUUGAUAUAUAAUGGGAAUGUUCCGUUACCAUCCGUUACCAGAUUAAAUUCUUGAAUAUAGCUGUAUUAAAUUAAAUGUCUAUGACUAGACUUGAUUAGAGGUUUAAAUAUAGUUUAUGAUUGGCCAUUGUGUCCUAGUGGAAGUAAUUAGUUCUAUAGAAUUUGGGUUUGCUUUCGUAAAGUAAUAACAAAAAUAUUGUUCGUUUGUUUUAUGACGGGUGCGUCUAAUGUUUGACGGUUUUGUUCCUUAAUUAAUGUUUUUUUUUGUUCUUGAUUGUUCCUUAAAUUUACGAUAUAAAAUAAAAUAAAAAUACAGUACCUAUAGUUUUUUAUAAUAACAGAAUUCGAUUCACAUGUGUUUGAAGUAUCGAUUUUAUCAUUUAAUCGAUGUUUGACGGCUCAAAUGAAGCUGAUAAUGACAGCUGUCAAUUGUCAUUUGUCAAAUUGGCUCUACUAACUUUGUGACAGAAAAUUGGUAACCAAUCUUUUCCACAGUCAAUUAAAAUUCUUGUUGUUUUUUUUUUAAUUGUAUAAUAUGUGUUUGGAAAAUUUUCGUGAAUAUUUUUGUAGCUAUUAUUUUAAAUAAUCGGGGGCGAUACCAGUGAAGAUCACCUUGAUAUCUUUGCUGAAGAUUCUCGAACAAUUCAAAUCUCUAUGGUUAAAAAACAUUUGCUUACCUUGAAAAAGGAUCAACUAUUCCAUUUUUAAUCAUUUUGUACGUGUUUAAGGAAAAUGUGAUUGCGUAGAUAUAAGAUUAUUUGUAAAAAUGUUAUUUUGCAAGAUUCCUACUUCAAUUCCCAGUCACGAACACCACAGAUUUCAAUAAAGUUUUUGAUAAUA